Molecule: messenger RNA, 1200 nt
Organism: Caenorhabditis briggsae
Lineage: Eukaryota; Metazoa; Nematoda; Chromadorea; Rhabditida; Rhabditidae
Exons: 4
Coding region: 1-1200 (399 amino acids)
Cellular component (GO): membrane
Molecular function (GO): G protein-coupled peptide receptor activity
Source: RefSeq, a predicted model, not a curated record
AUGAAAAUUCCCAAAAAUGACUAUUUCACUGAUCAGGAUCAGGAGGAUUACGAUAUAAUGGUAGAAUAUUAUGAGAAUUAUUAUGAAGAUAACCAAAGUGACGAAGCUUUCAACUUAAUUGAUAAUUUAUCAGUAGAAAUUAAUUUGAAUUUACAAGUCCUCACUUGGUUUAUCAAUUUAUUCCACUUAAUAUUUUUAACAAGAAAGCAAUUACGCUCCAAUGCAAUUUUCAUUUUUAUGAUUGCAAUUUGCAUCUCCGACCUAAUUAACCUGGCACUUUGUAAUUAUGACUUUGACCUACAGUAUACCGACUCCUCAGUACCCCGAAAAAUCGUUCCCGAUACAGUAACCUACUACUGUAUGAAGGAUAAAUGGAUGCCCAUUUAUAUCGAAGGACAAAUUAGGAGUACGGUAUUUGAGGUCACCAAAAGAUUAUCCGUUUGGUUUGCCAUUGUUAUGUCCUUUAUUCGAACGAUUUCUGUCAUUUUCCCCAUGAGCAAUCGGGUCCAAACCGUCUCUAGUCCUAAAUGGACAUUGCUCAUUAUUCUUGGGAUUACUGUAGUUUGGUUAAUAGAGCAUACCUGGCAUAUGCCUUGGUUUUAUCGCUAUUUUUGGUUGCCAGAUAUCAUGCCGAAAUUCUGCCCUUGGCAACCAAAGACCGAAACCCAAGUUCAUGUUCUCGUGUUCCCGGAAACCCUCACAAAUUGGCUAAUCGAGAAUUUCGACAUUGUCGAAACUAUCCUAAAAUUUCUCCCGGCGAUUCUAUAUCCAAUUCUUACUGUAUUCCUGCUCUGUCAACUUUCGGCAUAUAAAAGGAAACGGCAAAAAAGUGUAGCCAGUGAGAAAUCGGAUAAUACUAAUUUAUUAGUGUUAGUUAUGACAAUUACAUUUAUGUUAUCCGAAGGGAACUCUGGGUUUCAUGGACUUAUUGAACAUUACCGGGUUAAUUGGAUGAGAUGGACCCGAGGGACGAACUGGACGCUCUACAUCUCCCUUAUCACCCUUCAAUUUCCAACCCUACGAACUGUCAAUGUUUUAUCUCAUGUUAUCAUUUGUCUUAUCAUGUCCCAAGCCUAUCGAGACGCUAUUAAGUCACUAUUUUGUUGCUUUAAAAGGGAAAAGAAUAAGUUUUCGGCUGCAACCGUUGUCCGGAAGAGUACAUCGGUGUCCAAAACCUCCAGUUUGGCUACAAUCGCUUAA